This is a messenger RNA of Botrytis sinoallii, 604 nucleotides long. RefSeq lists its product as uncharacterized. The record is from RefSeq and is a predicted model, not a curated record. The transcript is spliced from 3 exons. The coding region runs from base 132 to 452 and encodes 106 amino acids. NCBI's taxonomy places the organism in Eukaryota, Fungi, Ascomycota, Leotiomycetes, Helotiales, Sclerotiniaceae.
CGGACUACAAAAGACACAUAUAUAUCUGCUCCUCUCCUCCCGUUCACUUCUCAUUCCAUAUCUCUCAACUCUCAACCACUUUCCAAACACUCUUCACAAAACAAAAACAAACCUCUUCUAUAUAACUCAAAAUGUCUUUCCACCUCUCCGCCGAAGAUAUCCGCAUCGAUGACAACCACAUCCUCAGAGCCCGUCUCAGAAACGAGAACGGUGACUGGGAAGAUGCUGAGAUUGAUCUCAACCAAUACAUCGGAAACCAAGAUGGCAUGAUUCACUGGGAUGGCGAGAACUUCUCUCACAGCGCUGAGAACGUCACAUUCUCCAUUGAGGGUGGUGGACAAGUCCCAGUUCUCCGCACUUUCCUCCGCAGCAUCGAUGGCGAAGAGUUCAGCCGUGAUGUCAACCUUGCUGAGCGUAUUGAGAACCACAACGGACGAUUUGUUUAUGUUUAAAUGUUAUAUGCUUUAGCUAGUGCAGUCUAAAGAAUGAGAAUAUCCUUUCAAGCGUUACAAAUAUUCGUUUUGGUGCAUUACAACAUUGACUGCUUGAUUGAAAAUCCUUUCUUAUGUCUUCGUGUACCAAUUAACCUUGGCUCGUUCUAUGU